Messenger RNA from Blepharisma stoltei, 3568 nucleotides. The record is from the annotation of a GenBank genome assembly. Lineage: Eukaryota; Ciliophora; Heterotrichea; Heterotrichida; Blepharismidae.
AUGUUUAAUGCCAUUCAUCAGACUCCAUUCUUAACUACAGCUCAUGAAACAACAGAGCUAUAUAGCACAUCACCAGUAUCCACAUUAAAUAAAGAAUUUGAUUUUCGAGAUCAAGAAUACGAAGAAUUUCCUGUUGAAUAUGCAAGUGAAAGAACCAAAUUUUUAUGAAACCGAAUAAGAAAUGCUGCAUUUAUUAUCGCCAGGUUAAAUUUGAUGUCAAAGGAUAUUCAAACAUAUGGAUCUACAAGGCAAUGCUUCAAAAAUGUAGACGAAGAUAUUAUAACGCAGAAAACGCCAAAAUUCUUAUUUCAUCCUUAUGGAAAAUUUAAAUUGACUUGAAAUUUUGUUAUGAUUCUUCUUAUGCUUUAUACAGGAUUUAUUACACCUUAUAUAACGUGUUUUAUUGAUAAUAUAAGUGAACCUUUAUUUUAUACAGAAAUUAGUGUGAGUAUUUUAUUCUUUUUGGACACCAUCUUUACAUUUAAUUCAGCUUAUUUUAAUCGAGCAGAGAUGCUUAUUGUUAAUAGAAAAGAUAUAGCAAAAAAGUACAUUAAAACGUGAUUUAUUGUUGAUAUUGUGUCUAUUUUACCUUUUGAUCUGAUUACAGGAAAUUAUUCUGGCGGAUUGACCAAUAUACUUAAGGUUUCCAGGCUUUAUAAAUUGUUUAGAUUGAUAACCUCCCAACAUAAUAUUUUUUUAGAGGAAUCAUAUUAUUUUUAAUGAAAUAUUGCUUGUUUUGAUUUAUUUUAUUGAUUUUAUUAUUAUUUAUUGCAUACCUUAUUUUGUUUAUAAUUUAAAUUUAAAAAUUAUAAAAAUUUUAGUACUUCGUGGUGAUAAAUUUGCAGAAGCAGAGGUAAGGCUCAUGAAAAUGAUGAGAUUUGCAAAAUCAAGAGCAUUCUUAGACGAAUUCAUUGAUAAACUAAAAUUAAGCAGUGGAUUUAUUAGCAUGUGCAAAUUUAUGUUCAUUGUUUUAGUGACAGUCCAUAUUAUCGGAUGUUUUUGAUAUUAUAUAGCUAAAUUAGAAGAUUUCACUCCAGAAUCAUGGAUAGUCAGAAGCAAUUUAAUUGAUGGCUCAAAUUUUGAAAAAUAUAUAGCUUCGAUUUAUUUUGUGUUCACAACUUUGACUACUGUUGGGUAUGGAGAUAUAACCCCUCUCAAUAAUGAUGAAAAAAUCUUUGCAAUGUUUUUAAUGGCAUUUGGCAUUACAUUUUUUUCACACAUAAUUGGUAAUAUUCAAAAUAUCCUGAACCAGAAAGAUAUAUCAGAAUUGUCAUUAAGGACCAGGAUUCAAUCACUCCAAGAGUUCACAAGAAUUGCGAAGAUCCCUCCUGAGCUUCAUCAAAGAAUCAAAACAACCAUUCUAAAAACUCAUCUUCAAAAUGUUUCAAGGUGAUCUGAUCAAGAAAAUUUGCUGAAAAAUAUCCCUGCUAGACUGAGAGUUGAAAUUUCAACACAUUUAAACACAAGAAUUGUGGAAAGGAUUUAUUUUUUUAAAAAUAAAGAGCAUUUAUUUUUAAGCUUUGUCGUUCCUAAACUAAAAACUGCUCAUUUAUUAUUUAGAGAAUUUUUGUAUAGAGAAGGGGAUUACGCAGAGGAAAUGUAUUUUUUAGAUAUUGGAAGAGUGCAUAUUAAAGCCAUUAAUGGAAUAACUUUUUGAACUUAUUCCAGUGGAGCCUACUUUGGUGAAGUUGAGCUUAUCAAUGAAAUAUCAAGAGAGCAUACAGUUCAAGUUUCAUCAAAAUCGACAGAUCUAUUGAUAUUAUCUAAGCCAGAUUUUCUUAAAAUGCUAACUCCCCCCCUCCGUGAGUGAGCAAACCAUUAGAAAAAUCGCUAAUUUUGCCAAAAAACCCACCCCUCCGUGAGUGAACAAAAAUUUUUUUUAAUAGAAAAAUUUUUUAUGGAGAAAAAAAAUUUAAUAUAUAAAUGAUAAUUAUUAUAAUGAAAAUCUAGAGCUAAUUCUGUUUAAUUUUAAACGAAUUGCUUUUUAAAAACAUAAAUAUUAUAAAUUAAAUUAAUAUUUGCUUUCCAAUUUUACGAAUUAGGAUUUUUUUAAAUUUCGAAAAAUAAAUUUUUAAAAAAAAAAAUUAACCAUCCGUGAGUGAACAAAAUUUUUUUAUUCACUCACGGAGGGGGGAGUAAAGAAUUUUCCUCAGGAAGAAAAGGAAAUCAAAGAAACAUCGGCAAUCAGAAAAAUGAAGCUUGAAGUUGCUAAAAGCCAUGUUUUGGACUUAGCUUUACCACAUCUAAAUCUUGAGCAAAUAAAUGAAGAUUAUGAGGAGAAGUGUAGCAUUGAUAUGACUCACGGAUUAGAAAGAGGAACUACUAGGACAGAAAUGCUAUCAGAUCUCACUAGGAUUGAAAAAAAAAAUUUCACCCAGCUCUGAUCUGAUGCCAUUAAGGGAAAAAAUGUCAAAGAGCAGUGAAUUUUUCCAAAUAAUUCGCUUACUCCCCCCCCCCCCUCCGUGAGCGAACAAAAAAAAUUUUGUUCGCUCACGGAGGGGGGUUAAUUUUUUUUUUUAAAAAAAAUUAUAUAUAUAAAUUUUAUAAAAAAUAUUUUUUUUUCGAAAUUUAAAAAAUCCUAAUUUGCAAAAAUUGGGAAGCAAAUAUUAAUUUAAUUUGCAAAAUUUAUGUUUUAAAACGCAAUUUGUUUUAAAAUUAAACAGAAUUAGCUCUAGAUUUCAUUAUACUAAUUAUCAUUUAUAUAUCAAAAUUUUUUUCCAUUAAAAUUUUUUCUAUUAAAAAAAUUUUUGUUCACUCACGGAGGGUGGGUUUUUGGUCAAAAAAUGGCGAUUUUUCUAAUGGUUUUGUUCGCUCACGGAGGGGGGGGGGGGAGUUAGUAGCCCUUCGAGUUCUUUUUAUACUAAAAGAAAUUUUUUAUUUAAAAAAGUUAACAAAAAGAAAAAGAAAACAAAAGCGGAAUGGCUAAACGAACAAAAUAAAUCAAAUUGUUAAACUGGCCAUAAUUGGGUAGCCCAUUAGUCUUUGCCGUGUAUUUGCUCCAAACUAGAAGCCUCUGUAUACCUGGGAGUUCAAAUGAGGAAAAUUGAAUGGCACCAUCCUGAAUUUCAGAUCUAAACCACCUGUCCAGGCAUUAGCUCUAUCUGUAGAGUGCUCCGCUGGUCAUGCUAGAGAAUGAUCAUGCGGUAGGCAAACCUGUCUAACCCAUCUCUAGGAGCAGGAGAACCUUCAGGGGAGAAACAAAACACCCUGCUUCAGAAGGCUUCUGAAUGAGAUGGUCUAGUUCGCUCGCAAGGAGCAUCUUUCGCCAACCAUCGUGUCGGUACACUGCUCCAUCAUAAGGUAUCCAAUUUCGUCAACGUCACAAUUUUAUUUCUUAAAUGAACAAGGAAUUGAAGAGAUUUUAUAUGGAUUGUACAAAAAUCCUAGUGCAGAAACUUUUCAUGAGAUAAAGGAGACAGGUGGUGCAAGAGAAAAUGCUGCAAACACAAAUAAAGAUGAAGAAGAGGAGAUCCAAUCCAAUCUCCAGAACAUUACAAAUAAUCAAUUACUCUUUAUGCAAAAUAUUGAUACUUUAAUGGAGCUUUUAAAAAUUGAGCACGGAAGCUAA